AUGUUCACCACCUCCAUCCUCCUCUUCUUCACCUCCCUCCUCCCCACCCUCAUCACCGCAACCGACCUCCCCAAAUCUCGUACCGUCAACCCCUCCCUAAAUGCCGCCCUCCGCAUGGCAGCCACAAACUUCGACCGACAAGCCCUCCUGCCCGCUGACACAGACUGGUACUACGACUUCGAUUCAAACCCCAACUACGACUCACCCAACGGCGCCGUCAUCAACGCCGACGCCGCCAGCUUCCCUGCUCUUACUGGCAUGGGAUCUAGCAUCGCCUUACUCAAGCUUGCUCCCUGUGGAAUGCUGCCACCACAUCUGCACCCUAGGGCUACCAAUUUGGUCACCGCAAUCACCGGUAACACGACCAGCUAUAUGAUUGGGGAGAAUGGUGUCAAGACACGGAAGGUGGAUUUGAUUCCUAUGCGUGUUACGAUUUUCCCGCAGGGAAGUCUACAUACGAUGCAGAACAAUGAUUGCGAACCCGCACUCCUCAUCAGUGCACUCAACAGCGAUGAUAGCGGUACCCUCAAUAUCCUACCCAGCCUCUGGACUGUCCCGCAAGAUGUCAUCAGCGCUGGUUUCGGUGAUGCGUCUCUCAACACUGAAAACCUGGGCCAGACGAUUCCUGCCGUAGGUACCGGAGCUAUUAUUGGGAGUGCCGAGUGCAAGAAAAGGUGUGGUAUUCAGACCUAA
Molecule: messenger RNA, 693 nt
Organism: Alternaria atra
Lineage: Eukaryota; Fungi; Ascomycota; Dothideomycetes; Pleosporales; Pleosporaceae
Exons: 2
Coding region: 1-693 (230 amino acids)
Cellular component (GO): cell wall
Molecular function (GO): manganese ion binding
Source: RefSeq, a predicted model, not a curated record